CCAUGUCCAUGCUGCCCACCUUCGGCUUCACGCAGGAGCAAGUGGCGUGCGUGUGCGAGGUGCUGCAGCAGGGCGGCAACAUCGAGCGGCUGGGCCGCUUCCUGUGGUCGCUGCCCGCCUGCGAGCACCUCCACAAGAAUGAAAGCGUGCUCAAGGCUAAGGCCGUGGUGGCCUUCCACCGCGGCAACUUCCGCGAGCUCUACAAGAUCCUGGAGAGCCACCAGUUCUCGCCGCACAACCACGCCAAGCUGCAGCAGCUGUGGCUCAAGGCACACUACAUCGAGGCGGAGAAGCUGCGCGGCCGACCCCUGGGCGCCGUGGGCAAAUACCGCGUGCGCCGCAAAUUCCCGCUGCCGCGCUCCAUCUGGGACGGCGAGGAGACCAGCUACUGCUUCAAGGAAAAGAGUCGCAGCGUGCUGCGCGAGUGGUACGCGCACAACCCCUACCCUUCACCCCGCGAGAAGCGCGAGCUUGCGGAGGCCACGGGCCUCACCACCACACAGGUCAGCAACUGGUUCAAGAACCGGCGGCAGCGCGACCGGGCGGCCGAGGCCAAGGAAAGGGAGAACAACGAGAACUCCAAUUCUAACAGCCACAACCCGCUGAAUGGCAGCGGCAAGUCGGUGUUAGGCAGCUCGGAGGACGAGAAGACUCCAUCGGGGACGCCAGACCACUCAUCCAGCCCGGCACUGCUGCUCAGCCCGCCGCCACCUGGGCUGCCGUCCCUGCACAGCCUGGGCCACCCUCCAGGACCCAGCGCAGUGCCAGUGCCGGUGCCAGGCGGAGGUGGAGCGGACCCACUGCAACACCACCAUGGCCUGCAGGACUCCAUCCUUAACCCCAUGUCAGCCAACCUCGUGGACCUGGGCUCCUAGAACCCGUUUGCCUUGAUGAGCUUGCCUUUUGUGGCUUGACACUGGGGACCUGAGAGUGGCAGUGUCCAGGGGCACCCCGCCCCUGCGGCCCCACCAGGUACUGAAAGACCUGUAGGCUGAGCGGGUAGAACAACCGGGUAGGGCGGAUAGCUGUCUAUGUUGGUCCUUGUUUGGGAUUUAUUUUCAACAAGUUACUUUUGGGAUCCUUUUGGGGCUGGAGACUGGGUCUUAAACCACAGAAGGGAAUAAAUUAUAUACCACUGUCAUUCUCUCUCUCCCUCUGUCUCUUCCUUUCUUUUCCCCUCUCUUGCCUUGCCUUUUCCCCCUUUCCUCUUCCUUUCCUUUUUCUGCUUUCUCUCCGUCUUUCUCCCUCUCUUUUUUCAUUGCUUCUCUCUUUUCUUCUAGAUUUCUGGCUUGCCACCGUUCACUCUCUCCUUCUGUCUCUCCCUUUCUCUCUCCCUCUCUGUUUCUCCCCUCUUCUCUCCUGCCAGUCUCUUGUACUCUGUGUCCUGGUCCCUCCAUCUGUACCCCUGUCCUUCUCCUCCUGUCUGGUGGUCUAUCUGCCCCUACCUCUGGCCCUCGCUUUACCGGAGUCGGCGGUGGGAGAGGGAAGAGGAGAGAAAAGAAAGGUCCUUUGAACCUAGGCCAUCUCCAGAGGCCCUUUCCCUUACCCUUGUGGGUCAGUGGGAGCUGCAGGUGUCAGCUUUUCGCCUAGUAACUUAAGUGAGAGAGAAAGGGCAGCGCCACAGAAGCCCCUAAACGCCGCCUCGUCGUCCGCCCCUCGUCCUUCUCUCUUGGCGAGGCCCCGCCACACCGCUCUCUUCCUCCCGGGACUGUGGCCACAGCGCUCCCGGCUGAGCGCGCCUCCCUCCCCCCAGCCGCCGACUUGCCGUCUCCGCAUAAUGCCCUCAUGUGAAUGUUCUUCGGGAAAUAUUUCUGCUUUUAUUUUAUAAUAAAAUUAGAAAUCAUAAAUAUAUAAAUUGUUAUAUGCCA
Molecule: messenger RNA, 1868 nt
Organism: Mandrillus leucophaeus (drill)
Lineage: Eukaryota; Metazoa; Chordata; Mammalia; Primates; Cercopithecidae
Gene: SIX2
Product: SIX homeobox 2
Exons: 2
Coding region: 3-875 (290 amino acids)
Biological process (GO): kidney development; regulation of transcription by RNA polymerase II
Cellular component (GO): transcription regulator complex; nucleus
Molecular function (GO): RNA polymerase II cis-regulatory region sequence-specific DNA binding; DNA-binding transcription factor activity, RNA polymerase II-specific
Source: RefSeq, a predicted model, not a curated record